Capsicum annuum is the source of this 333-nucleotide messenger RNA. RefSeq lists its product as uncharacterized. Gene Ontology annotation, molecular function: zinc ion binding. The record is from RefSeq and is a predicted model, not a curated record. The transcript has 2 exons. Bases 1 to 333 code for a protein of 110 amino acids. NCBI's taxonomy places the organism in Eukaryota, Viridiplantae, Streptophyta, Magnoliopsida, Solanales, Solanaceae.
AUGUCGAGCUCGUCGUUCAUAACCUAUUCUGAAAAUGAUUACCGCUAUUGUAAAUGUGGCCAUCAAGCAUUACUGAAGACUUCUUGGACUCAACAAAAUCCAGGCCGUCGAUUUUCUACUUGUAAACUUUCAAAGAAAUUGGGUGGCUGUGAUAAUUUUCAUUGGUAUGAAGAACGACACCCUUCACAAGCAAAUAGGGUGAUUUGGGGUUUGUUGAAAAAAGUGAAGCCGUUUGAAGAAAAUCAAAAUCGAGCAAGAAUAUUAUAUAUUAUUGGUGUUAUUUCCACUGCUUUGCUGUUGUUGGGAAUAUGGAUGUUGAAACCUAAUUGUUGA